ACUUGUGCAUGUAGGCUGCAUUUGGGCCCCUCUUCCUCCAUUUCUCCCCCCGCAAGCUUAGGGUGCAUAAAGGCUUCACCGAGCCUCCUGAGCACUGCAGUUCGAAAUGCUGGCCUCGCAACUGUUAGCUCGCAGUCAGCGCCCGAUAGUAGGGCGGGUCUGCCCAGCGGCGCCACGCGCUGCUCCCCAGCGGCGCUGCUUCCGUGUGACCGCGGGCGCGGCGACUGGCGGGAAGGAGGAGGGCAGCAAGAGCACAGUUGCCAUCGCCUCCGCCACCUCAAGCGAUGAGGAGGCGCUGGGUUUGACCGGCGGCGCCGGAGCUGCUGCCGCCGGCGCACAGCCCGCUGAUAACGCGUGGCGGUGGGAGGAGAGCGAGGAUGCGGUGAAGGCCUACGGCGCGCUGGCGGCCCUGCUGGUGCUGGGCACCGUGACGCCUCUGCACAGCACGCAGCUAGCAGAUCUGCCGUACUUCAUCGGCCUCGCUGUGUGCACCAUCUACAUCGGCGCCCACCGCGGCCUCACUACCCGGCAGCGGCAGCAGAUAACGCUGAAGGAGGGCAUCCUGGCUCCGGUGCUGGCCUCGGCCUCGCUGUUCGGGUUCUACCUGCUCAUCAAGUACCUACCUGACUUCAACCCACAGAUUUUCCUAAACGCCUAUUUCUGGAUGUUGGGCAGCUUCGCCAUUGGAGGGGCGGCGGUGCCCGUGCUGCGGCAGGUGGGCGGCCCACUUGGCGAGAAGUCAAUCAAGUUCGGUGUGCCGGAGGGGCUGCUGCUGGACGAGGCGGGGAACAGCAUUAGACAGGCGGAGCUGGCGCCUACGGACAUCAUGUCCGUGGCCCUGGCGCUGGGACUGUCGUCCGCCGAGCUGGCGAGCGGUCACUCCAACUUCACACUCAACAACCUGAUCGCUACUCUGGUGGCCACCGAUAUCCUGCAGCUGAUCGGGCCGCGCAGUUUCCGUACCGCCGGCCUGCUACUGCUGGGGCUGCUGGUGUACGACGUGUUCUGGGUGUUCGGCUCGCCCAAGGUGAUCGGCGACAACGUGAUGCUGACGGUGGCCACCUCGGACGUUAUCUCGGGCCCCACGCGCAUCCUGUUCCCGCGCAUUCCCGGCGGCGGCAGCACCGCGGAGGCCGCCGCCGCCGCCUUCCCCUUCUCGCUGCUGGGUCUGGGCGACAUUGCGGUGCCGGGCCUACUGGCCUGCCUGACGCUGAGGUACGACGCCUCGCGGUCUGUGGACAUGAAGGCCCGGGCGGUGGCGGCGGCGGAGGCCAUCACUUCGGCGCUGGCGUCUCUGGACCCAAAGGCAACCAGCCGACAGGUGGCGGAUGCUACAGCCGACGCCGCCUGCAACGCCUAUGACCGCAUCGCCGAUCAGGAGGCCCUGCAGCGUGAGCAGAGCCUGGACGGCACAAACGCUGGCAGCGUCGGUGGCGGCGGCGACGGUGAGAGCGCUGCCGCCGCCAACCGACUCGGCGCAUCACUGGUCCGCGGCGUCUCCGCCGCCGCCAGCGGCGCCUCUGCGCUGGGUGCCGGCCGCAACAGCCUCGGAGCCUCCACGCGCGCGGCGGCGCAGCAGGUGCAGCUGCAGGAGGAUGCCGCGGCCGCGGCCGCGGCAGCGGCGGCGACGUCAGCGGCAUCUGCAGCAUCCGCAUCCCCUUCUGGAGAUGGGGCGGCGGCGGCAGCGGCCACGCCGCGCGUGCCGGUGUCGGAGGCUGUGUUGUACCAGCGGACGUACUUCACUCCCGUGAUGGUGUCGUACGUGUUUGGCCUGGCCCUGGCCUUCGUAGCCAACGACAUCACAAAGCUUGGACAGCCGGCUCUGCUGUACAUCGUGCCCUCCACUCUGGGUGCCGUGCUGCUGACGGCGCUGACACGCGGCGAGGUGGGCCGGCUGUGGAGCUACACGGACGUGCCCAGCUUCGGGCUGCCCAGCCGGGAAGAUCUAAAUGGCGAGGAAGACAAGAAGAAGGAGAAGGAGGCGGCGGACAACAACUAAGACGGGGGUUUUGUGUGUGGAGGACAGGGUUUGCAGGCGGCGCAGGCGUGUUGGGGAGGAAGUGUGCGUUUGCAUGGGGUGUUUUUGACGUGCUUGAAAAAACGCAACACGUGUUUAUUGUGACUGCAGAUACAUGUGCUGGGUCGGGUGCGGCCUGAGCCCUGAGGCAUCAUUCGUUACCCCUGUUGCCAGUGGUGUUUCGGCAUGACUUGGGUUCGAAGGUUGCUGGCGGGAGUGGCGACUUACGACGUUUGUGCGGUUUUUAUCGCAUUGAUUGCGUCCGCUUCUGAUGUGACGAUGGUACGCUGCAGCAGCAUGGACAGAGACCUCCGACAAAUCGGAGUGUGCGGCAUGCCGGAAGGGAGGCACAUGUGAAGCCCAAGACUUUCCCGCGCGUUGGCGAAAGGUGGCUCUUUGUCUCAAGGGAGUAAGUGGGCUGAGCCCAUGCCAUGUUGGUGCAAUGGGGGGGUAGAAUCUUCCGAAAUAGACCCCAUGCUUCAAAUGGAUAGAGCUCAACGAGAAAAGCACGAAUCCGCUUUCAAAAUUGAAAAUAGGUUUCUGGGUGCCAAGUUAUGGCCCCUCAAAGUUGUCGGUCGGUCGGUCGGUCUGGGGUCCCACGAGGUUUUGCACAGGUUCGUGCCAAGCUUUGUUCCUAGCGCUUCUGUCCUGCAGCGCGCGGCGCAAUGGGUGCAGCUAAACGAUGCGUGCGUAGUUGUACCCCAGACUCAGUACACGUGCACAGUCUGGGGCAGUUUGGGGAGCGGCAUGUCGGCAUGUCGGGAGAUGCCUGGGGAGCUGGCCAGGGACAGGCCGGUGCCGGCCGGGUUUUGCAUGGGUGAACGGUUCAGCACAUUUCGUACUAUCAAGUAAUAUUGGACUAAGCCGUUGCGUAGUAGACCACUCUAUCAGGAUACUUGUCGGCAUACGGGUUGACAUGUCUACAUGUCCACAUGUCGGUCGGCCAAAAUGUGUUCUCAAGGUAGAUCAAUUUACAUAGCGACAGAGCUCACCGAGAGCAGUCGAUUGGCACUAACCUGACAAAAAACUAAGGGGUUCUGAGGGGUUUUUGGGGGGUCGUACGCCAGGGGGGGUCGGUCGGUCGGUCGGUCGGGGGGUCCGGGAGGUUUUGUGGCAUGGGGUCAAACAAGGGGUGUCAGCUUUAUACAGCUGGAAAAUGGGCUGAGCCCCAUGAAGCGCAAGGGAUGUGACGAUGGGCACCGGCGACAUGAACAGCACCCUUGCAAGCCCAUCCAGCGGGACUGGCCACUAUGCCAAC
This is a messenger RNA of Chlamydomonas reinhardtii, 3275 nucleotides long. RefSeq lists its product as uncharacterized. Gene Ontology annotation, cellular component: membrane; lumenal side of endoplasmic reticulum membrane; cytoplasmic side of endoplasmic reticulum membrane. The transcript has 13 exons. The record is from RefSeq and is a predicted model, not a curated record. Gene Ontology annotation, biological process: membrane protein proteolysis. The coding region runs from base 107 to 1999 and encodes 630 amino acids. NCBI's taxonomy places the organism in Eukaryota, Viridiplantae, Chlorophyta, Chlorophyceae, Chlamydomonadales, Chlamydomonadaceae. Gene Ontology annotation, molecular function: aspartic endopeptidase activity, intramembrane cleaving.